Penicillium waksmanii is the source of this 2457-nucleotide messenger RNA. Its product is annotated as Pumilio-family RNA binding repeat-containing protein. Gene Ontology annotation, biological process: post-transcriptional regulation of gene expression. The record is from RefSeq and is a predicted model, not a curated record. Gene Ontology annotation, cellular component: cytoplasm. The coding region runs from base 1 to 2457 and encodes 818 amino acids. Gene Ontology annotation, molecular function: mRNA 3'-UTR binding. NCBI's taxonomy places the organism in Eukaryota, Fungi, Ascomycota, Eurotiomycetes, Eurotiales, Aspergillaceae. The transcript has 8 exons.
AUGGUGUCUACACUGAGCGGUCCCUCCAAGCUUGGCCGCAUGAACAGAGAAGGGUAUUCUCCUCCCAGUGAUGUUGAAAUGCGAGGCAUGACCAACAGAUGCGAGCCCUCGGGUCAUCAACAUUCGUCCAGUCACCAUAGCUCAUCGGAGCUGCCCCAAGGACCGAGGCCGGUCUUCGGCCAAGCUUCUAGCGGAGAAGACAUCGAAACCUCUUCAAACAAGAAGCAGAAGCUAGGGCAUCCAAAGGUAGGGUCCUUGGCUAGCAAACCUUCCCCGUUGGAGCAAAUUCUGGCAAAGCUCUCCCCUCAAGGCCGCUCCGGGAUGGUGUCGGAGGCAGGUGGAUCUGCUAGCUCGCCGCAAAUCGUCUCAACGAAGGAGUCAUUACCUGCUACGACAUCGACGGAGGUUGCAGGAGCAUACACAUCGGAUGAGAAAACGACAGAGCUUCUACGACUUAAGCAGGAACUGCUUGCUGCCAAUUCUAAGAUUGCUCUGCAGGAACAGGAGCUGGCUCAGACACGCGUUAUCAAGCAUACACUGGACCAAGCCCUCGGCCCUCCCUCUGAGGCGGACUUUGGUGCUCGUGAUAUCACGGAUCAGACCAUAUGUCAUUUGCAGAGUGCUUUCAAUGCCUCACAUCCCGGAUUUGGUCAGCUCCAGGAUACUUGGAAUCCGCAGGAUGACUCGCAGUCUGAUGUCUCAGAUACUUUAUCCGCUGGCACUUACAAUCGCGCUCGUGGGAUUUGGACCCAGGGUAGUCAGCCCGCAUACAGUGUUGCAGGCAGCGAGCUUCCGUUCGAAAAGGUCUACGGAGACUCUCGCCAUGGGGCAAACACCGCAGGACAGUUUCACCAGCUCUGGAAUGGCUCAAAUCCGAGCUCCUUUUAUACGUCUCCGGCUUUGCAAACACAGAGGAUACCUUCCAACCCCUCUACUAGUGUAUACGGAUUUUGUGCGCGCUCUCCAAUCGAACAGCCCCGGUAUUCUCAAGGUCCAUUGCAAGUGCAAAACCCCAUUCCCCGCCGUUCUUUUGCUCCGACAAACGUUGCUGGGACUCUGUUUCCACCCCCAAGUAAUCCCUGGACCGGCUUCACUUCCGAGGCGACGACCGGAGACUCGACUCCAAAGUCUCCCACGUCUUCGACUACUAGAUCUUCCAGCGUAAUACAGGCAGUUGGAAUGUAUCCAUUUGCUUAUCACGCCCGACAAGCUGGAACGACACUAUCUCCAACAGCCACGGAGUUCACAACUAGCAGCCCCGAGGCAAGUCCAUGGCCACUUCCACCCCAAUCGAUUGCCGGGAGCUCGACUCAUACAUACAUAUCGCCCCUCGAGCCCCUGAACUACAGGCGUCUCCUCGACAAGAACGUCUCUUGUGAUUGGAAAUACAUCGUUGACAAGAUCGUCUGCAGUAAUGACCAACAAGCAUCCAUUUUCCUCCAGCAGAAGCUCAAAGUCGGCACAACUGAACAGAAAUAUGAUAUCAUCGAGGCGAUUGCUAGCCAGGCAUAUCCGCUAAUGGUAAAUCGGUUCGGCAAUUUCCUCAUCCAGCGCUGCUUUGAACAUGGUACCUCCGAGCAAGUCGUGUCCAUUGCCAACGCCAUCAGGGGCAACACUCUCACCUUGAGCAUGGAUCCAUUUGGUUGCCAUGUUAUCCAGAAAGCCUUCGACUGCGUGCCGGAGGAAAACAAAGCAUUGAUGGUGCACGAACUUCUCCGCCGGAUUCCCGAGACGGUAAUCCACCGCUACGCUUGCCAUGUUUGGCAAAAGCUCUUCGAGCUCCGCUGGAGUAGUAGCCCCCCCUCAAAUCAUGGCCAAAGGAGUUUGGUGGUGCAGAACAUAUUCGAGAACUGUGUUGAGGAAGAGAAGCGGCCGGCAAUUGAAGAGGUACUGGUAAAGAUAGACGUACUCUCUCACGGUCAGUUCGGAAACUGGUGUAUUCAACAUAUUUGCGAGCACGGUGCUCCGCUCGAUAAAAGUCGAGCUACCGACCAUGUGCUUCACUGUGCUGUUGAUUACAGCAUGGACCAGUUUGCAUCCAAGAUUGUCGAGAAAUGCCUGAAGAUCGGAGGCUCAGACUUUCUGGAUCACUACCUUUCUCGAGUAUGCACGGGUCGUACUAAUAGGCCUCGCAUGCCGUUAAUCGACAUUGCCGGUGACCAAUACGGCAAUUACUUGAUCCAAUGGAUUCUAAUGAAUGCCGCACCCUGCCAGCGUGAGAUUGUUGCAGGUCAUAUUCGAAAACACAUGGUCUCCCUUCGGGGAUCCAAGUUUGGAUCUCGGGUCGCGAUGUUAUGCUGCAACCCAUCACACACCACUCGGCCCGGUCCUGGGACUGGCAUGCAGAUCGGGCGCUUCAAUCAAUUCAACGAAGAGCGAUUUUCAUCAUCGCAGCAGAAUGGAGGCCGGUAUAACCGCGGGAACCAGUGGAGUCCAGGCUAUGUGCCAUUCCGCUAG